AUGGAUCAUCGGUUCCCCAUCACCCGCGACGAUCUCUUCAACAUCCAGAUGGAUUUGAAGCAAAUCCAACUGGUUCAGAGUAAUCAGGGCGAAAGACUAAUAAGACUCGAAAGGCGCCAGGAACAAGAUGCGAGCGUCAAGUCCGUGUGGCAACAGCAUCCUUUUCCUGGCGUCCUUGCCGGAACCCCUCAGCAAGGGCCGACUCACGUCUCACCCAACGACAUGUUUGAUGAUUUCGACGAGCAAGGUCAGCAUUUGCUGAGCUCCCUUCACCUAGGACCUGCCGAGGAGGAGCCUACCCGUCGGGGUGCUGCCUCUCGAGCCAACAGCGUACGAUUCGAUGAGAGUGCCUUGCGGGGCGCAGCAGAUUGGUCUAGUCAGAGCAAUCGCCACUCUGGGGAAUUUGGCCCUCCCCGACCGUCUAGCGGGUUGAUGAUGGAGCGAUCAUUGUCCCACAAGUCGGAUGGACGUCAUAGCUCUGCCGGCCACUCUGUUCACUCAUUUCAUUCUGUGGCAUCAGGCAGAGCGAGCAGCUUGGGGCUGGACACCAACUUUAUGGUCAGCAGCCAUGAAGACGACUCUCCGAUAGACAUGCCGGAGCCUCCGCCAGGUCUCUUCUUCCUGGGUUCUGUACCGACCAUCAUCCGAUGUUGGCUUACAACUAGCUUCGCCCACGAUACAGUCUUGUACGCUGAUCUUUGUACGGGCUCCCAGAAAUCCGUCGUGGACUAUUCUGUCCUCAAGGACCUCGAUCUGUUGGAUGAGAUUCAACAAGACAUGGAUGGCACCUACAAAGUUCGACUUCCGGUAUACCUCGUUGAAGCCACUGUUUCCGAACGCAGCAGCCGGUCAUCGAGCCAUGGGCAUUCAAUGCCCUGCCUCCUCGCAACUUUUGAAGUGUCUGGCAUGGAGCAGUCUGAAGGCGCCGAGCCGAAAAGGGGCAUUCAAAUUUUCAUUGGCAGCGACACCCUUAGAGCUCAUCAGGCCGAUAUUCUCCUCUCCCAGAACCGCAUGUGUCUCUACGGCAGCGAGCGCGAGAAGCUAUCUGUUCCCUUUGUGCGCCCAGAGGACGAGGGCGCUUUCAAGCACAUUAGCACAAUCAAUUUCAUUCCUGAAAAGCCUCGCCUCAACGCCAACGCGGCGCCUUUUGUGUCUGGAGACCCACGACCUCAGGUCUCCACGACGCAAAGUGCAUUGGAAAGCAGCCUGUCCAGCAUGCAGCAUGAAGAUGCCGAGUCGCAGGGGCCCCUCUCGCCCAUGGAUAACCACUCUGUACCCAACAAGUCGAUUGGAGCAAGCAACCUGUCUGAAAGUGGCGGGGAGAGUGAACGGCCUGGCAAGGAUACCACCAGCGGGUCCGAAUCAGGGGCAAAAGAGCACAAUAGCACGGUCAGCGGAGAGGGCAGCCGGCGCGAGUCUGCGGGCGGCAUCUGGGGUUCGUGGCGCCAGGGCACUUCCGCAAAUGGGGCUGAGAACGGGCAACGGGACGCCAAUGGCCCGCUAAGCGGAUAUCAGCCCGCCGGUCGUGGAAGCCGGAACAUGAAGGUGUUGAAGCCCCUGAAAUCGGGUUCAUCAUCGUCUGCCCGAACUGGAGCUGCCUACGAGCCGGCGCCAGCGCCCAGAACCAGCGGAGAACAUCGACGAAAGAGCCAGGUCAGUGUAGCGGCAGAGGGCAACCCGCCCACAAACGUCCGCUGGGAACCCAAGAGGUCAGUCAGCAGCACCACGGUCAACAGCACAACGGAGGUGAAGGCCUCGCGCGAGGCGAAGAAUGCGGGUCCAGCUUUGCCGCGGUCGGCGAACCCCAUCGGUGGUGCCUCGGCUUUCUCCUGGAUGAACCCAGCUGGCAAGGCAAAGCCUACGGCGACGGCGGAGUGA
Molecule: messenger RNA, 1878 nt
Organism: Colletotrichum godetiae
Lineage: Eukaryota; Fungi; Ascomycota; Sordariomycetes; Glomerellales; Glomerellaceae
Exons: 2
Coding region: 1-1878 (625 amino acids)
Source: RefSeq, a predicted model, not a curated record